Effrenium voratum is the source of this 933-nucleotide messenger RNA. Lineage: Eukaryota; Dinophyceae; Suessiales; Symbiodiniaceae. The record is from the annotation of a GenBank genome assembly.
AUGGCCAACGACCGAAAAAUGGAGCGCCGCGGCCGUGUGUUGGGAGCACUUCUCGUGCUGGCGCUGGCGGCGCUCGGCUGCAUGCGCGCCUUCGUGGCGUCCACAGCGCCUUCCGCCGGCGGCGCUUUGGGCGUGAAAGGCGCCAGCCAGCGCAUGGCAGGCGCCAGCCAGAGCUCCCUCCAGCUCUUCGCGGAGCGGCCGGAUGGCCCUGGGCCACCGCAGGAGGAGCUGGAGAUGGAGGUGGAGGUCUUGGACGGAGCCACGGCGUCCAUCGCCUUCUUCGUGGUGGUGGGCAUCAUCGUCUUCGGCUGCCUCCAGGCGGAAGUGAACUCGGGCGUGCUGGGAAAUCCCACCACCGCGCUGAUGAGCGGACUCCGGGCCGCCGGCUGCUGCAACAUGGCGCUGCUGGUGGUGAGUCGUGCCUUUCAGAGCCGGCGACCGGUGUCCGUGUUGGCCUGGUGCCUGCAACGAGAGGACUUUGCCGACUUCCAGGUGGCUGUGCUGCCGUAUUCCUGGGAGCCGCGGGCGGUGUACCUGGAGGAUUGCCAGCAGCGCGGUGAGGACGUGUUGCUGGAGGCUCAGCUGCUGACCGAGAUGAACCCCACUGUAUGGCUGGAGGAGGAAGGGCAAGAAGCGGAGGUUGCGUUGAGUCGGCUUCUCCUAGCACAUCCCAAGCCUCGCCAACACUGGCAUAAGGGAUUCUACAGCAAGCACUUCAAGGACGCACGCCUACAGGGUGCACACUGCGAGUGGUUCCGGUGGGAGAGGCCCGCGCCCAUCUCUGCAGAGUCCCAUGCCAAGGCAGCGUUGACCAGGUGUUGGGAAAGGCCCACGAAACCGGAUGACUUGCAGGGUAUGGAGACAGUUGCUCCUGACGACGACGACGACGACGACGAGGACUUGCCGCCGUUGGUCAGCCAUGAGCAGACUUGA